Messenger RNA from Lathyrus sativus (Indian pea), 1023 nucleotides. NCBI's taxonomy places the organism in Eukaryota, Viridiplantae, Streptophyta, Magnoliopsida, Fabales, Fabaceae. The record is from the annotation of a GenBank genome assembly.
AUGCGUUAUAUCAGCGACUGUGUACCGGUGAAGCUUAGGCUGCAAGCAUCAGCAGCUUUUGUUAGUGCAAGUGCUCUUGUAAUGGCUUGUGGUCCAACUAUUGCUUAUUUGUUACAGACUGAGUUUAGGAUUUACAAGUUGACAAUGAACCAAGACACACUACCUGGAUGGGUAAUGGCUGUUGCGUGGCUCGUUUAUCUACUUUGGUUGUGCACUUGUUUUAAGGAACCAGAAAAUCUUUGGGCUUAUGAAUCAGAAACUGGAGAACAAACAUUGCAUAUUACAGUAGAGAAUAGUCCUACACAGCCAAUACUAACGAAUUCAGAAGCAAAAGAGAAAGAUGUAGAUAUAGAUGAAGAAAAAGACGACGACGACGAAGAAGCUUAUGAUAAAACUGAAUCUCAAAAACCUGUUACUUCUAUUGCGCUGGUGUAUAAGUUGCUUACACCAUCAGUAAAGGUUCAAUUGUUUGUGUAUUUUAUGCUCAAGUAUGUAAUGGAGAUAUUGCUUGCUGAAUCAAGCCUUGUAACAGAAUACUAUUUUGUUUGGUCAACAACCAAAGUCGCCGUUUUUCUUGCAUGUCUUGGUCUUACUGUCCUUCUUGUGAAUAUUAUUAUCGGAAGCUACAUCAGCAACAUUUUUGAAGAAAGGCAAGUUCUACUAACAUCAGAAAUCAUGGUUUGCAUUGCACUACUCCUAAGUUUCGAAACAUUAAUCCCUUAUUUAGUAACUCUAUAUGUUGGAUCGGCUCUUAUCACUUUUGUCUCUGCCGAAGUUCUUGAAGGAGAUAACCUUUCCCUUUUAUCGAAUAUGAUGUCAUUGCGGCCUUCUCGUGGAACCUUUAAUGGAGGAUUACUGUCAACGGAAGCGGGAACUCUAGCUCGAGUUAUUACAGACGGUACAAUAACAAUCGUUGGGUAUUUCAGCGAAAGUAAGCUACUGAAUGCCACUCUACUCCCUGCACUACUCAUUUGUAUCUCAUCCAUUGCUGAUACCUGUUGCACCUACAACUCUCUGUAUUAA